This is a messenger RNA of Ustilago hordei, 3576 nucleotides long. RefSeq lists its product as uncharacterized. Lineage: Eukaryota; Fungi; Basidiomycota; Ustilaginomycetes; Ustilaginales; Ustilaginaceae. Gene Ontology annotation, cellular component: nucleus. Gene Ontology annotation, biological process: DNA-templated transcription; regulation of DNA-templated transcription. The transcript has a single exon. The record is from RefSeq and is a predicted model, not a curated record. Gene Ontology annotation, molecular function: DNA-binding transcription factor activity, RNA polymerase II-specific; transcription cis-regulatory region binding; zinc ion binding. Bases 1 to 3576 code for a protein of 1191 amino acids.
AUGCUUUCGCCAAAAUCCGAGUCGUACCACGACGCUCUCUACCACCUGGCUGCAGCAGCAGAGUCCUCCCCAUCACCGCAGCCUGGUAGUCACUAUCAAGAAGGAGGACCGCACUACCCGCCCUACCACCAUGCUCCUCAUCACAGCCACCAGCACCAGCAUUAUGAUCCUACCCAACAGCACCACCCGGCACAAACCCGGCACUACUCCAGCACGCAGCCUGUUCAUCGGUCAUCGCAUUCACAGAAUCAAUACAGGUAUUCAGAUCAUGGCUAUUCCCCAGUGUCAGCCUCCAUAUCUACCUCACGCCUUCCACCACCAUCCAGCUCCUCCAUCCAUCCCGAAGGAUCGUCCGCUCCAAGACCUUCGCCAUCUCAGCCCUCGGACCGCAGCGACGGUCCACCCAUCCGCACCGCAUCCGACGCUUCCAAUUCCGCUGCCGCUGCUACAGCCGCAGCCGAAAAGAAGAUCUCAUGCAUGGAGUGUCGUCUCUCCAAAGUCAAGUGUUCCGGCGGUGACCUCUGCACUCGUUGCAAACGUCUAGGCAAAGAAUGUUACUACAAGUCUCACAAGCGUGGGCGCAAGUCCGAUAGCUCCAAGAUUCAGAAACUCGAGAAAACCGUCGACUCGCUCAGCCGCGCGCUUGAGCAGUUCUCCAAGAACAAAGGCGCCGUCGCCGCCGGCAGUCCAGGCAGUUCGCAAUUUCUCUCCAAAGCUGCAUCGGCUGAUUCAAAAAAGCGCGUGUUGGAGAAGGAGGAAGUGUCGUCUCCCGAUGCGUUUAUGAAAGGUGCAGGCGGGGUGAAUGCGGCUUCGUCUUCCGUGGGGGCUAUGUCUCCGCCUUCGCAUUCGCCUCGUGCGGCUAUGAAUGGCGGCAGUUGGAGAACUUCGCAAGUGUACAGGCAGAGGUCGAUAUCUUCUUCGUGGCAAGCACCGCAGAGUAUUACUUCUGCGACGCCUACGUCGGAUGAUCCAGAUGAACCGGAGAAUUUGGGUUUGCCGACCUUGUCGAAUCCGUUGAAGCUGUUGGCCGCUGCUAGUGCUGGAGCUCGUGAUCGAGAUAAUGGGUUGGCAAGUGCUGAUGCGGCUACUUCCGGUUCUUCGCCUUCGAAUGAGUCUGCUUCGCAGACCGGGCCCAGUACGGCAUCUGCUGCUGAUCUCGACUCAGCAAAAGACGCUCCGGAGGCAGUGGCGCAGAAUGGCAACGACGACAAAUCCACCACAUCACAACAAGCCUCAACUACCACCACCGACGGCAAGUCCAUAGCGGUGGACAGCAACCGUCGAGUUAGUCUUUUCGGCAAUUACCCACGAACCACCAACUCCCGCACAGUCGGUCCCGGUCGAGGUAAAGCAUUCUUCGACAUUGGUCUCUUUUCCACCAAACUCGACAACCUUCCUGAAUUCGAUCCUAUCAAUCGUGGAUACCUCACCCUAGCAGAGGCGGAAAGUUUAUACAGCGUCUUCAUGCAGUACAUCAAUCCAGCGCUUACGUUGCUUGACCCGCAUCUGCACACGUUCGACUAUGUCAGGUCAUGCUCAGCACUGCUACUGAGCUGUACCUGUUGGAUUGCGGCAAAGUACAGGGUGGAAGCAAGCCAGAUUGCAGCCGAUUUGGAAAUGCAUAUUCGCUCCAACCUUUUGCCUACCAUAUUGAUGGAAGGUUUUCGUAAUGCGGAAAUCCCACAGGCCUUGAUUAUUCUAGCGGCCUACCAUCCACAGAUGAACACCUUGUCCGAGGAUAAAGCUUGGGCUUACGUCGGGUUCGCUAUUCGUAUCGCUUCCGAGCUCGAUAUGAACUCUCGGAUCUCUGUUCGUCCACCGAAUCGACAAGAUGAUGCGGGCUUGGCCAGGAGAUUAAGGAAUAGGGAGAGGACAUGGUUGAAUCUGUGGUUGUUUGAGACCAGUAUGAGUCAGCAUAUGGGUAGAAGGCCUACGUUGGCGAACGAUCCGGUGGUGAUGGGAUGUGCGCAUUGGCAUCUAGACAAAUACGCUUUGCCGGGGGAUAAGGCGAUGGUGGCGGUGGUACAGUUGAGGUUGUUGAUGUUGAGGAAUAUGGAGUUGUUUGAGAACUUUGUUGAUGUCAGUGUAACGCAUCUGCCGGCGGAGAGGACGGCGAAACAGGUGGAAUUGUUCAGAAGGAUUUGUGCGAGCGAUUUGGAUACUUGGUUGGCUACUUGGACUGGGCCGGCUCAGCAGCAGGCUUAUCAACCUUCUGCUUUGGAAGCUUCGUCCGCUACACCUGUUGCCGCAGCGGAAAAAGUUCGCGAUGGGAUAUUGGGCACAACAGACCUCCCCCCAACGCUAUCCCGAGUCCAUCGCUUGAAGCUGUACUACUGGUACGCACGCCUGAUCCUCGACACAAUCGCUCUCAAAUGCAGCCAUCUCGGGCUGGAAGUUCUUCGCCCAGUCUACAAAGACGCAUAUGCAUGUUGCAUGGCCUACCUCGGUCUCUUCGUCGCGACUAUGGUACCUAAUGGGCUGUUCUGGGGCCAUAACUCGACGGUAGUCACACCGGUGUACUGUGCGAUUUUCGCACUACGCAUCGUUGGGUUGAUUUCCACUUCGGCCGGUGCGGCUAGUUUGCAGGUCAAAUCGCUGCCAACGGGUGGAGGUAAGAAGGACGGAGGCGAGGAAGGGGAGGAUUUGGGGAUUGACAUUGAUGCAGAGUAUACUUUUGAGAUGGUGGAGAAGGUGGCAAGGGUUUGUGAGGAAGCGGGGAAGGCGACGCCGCACAGGAGGGGUGCUGCCGGUAGCUAUGCGUUUUUCUUGUUUACGGUGCUGGCGAAGGCGAAGAGUGCUUGGAAUGCUAAGUUGGCGCGAAAUGAGUCUAGCGAGGGGCCUGAGGGUGGGGAGAGGGGGAAAAAGCGAGACAGAGAGGAUGGAGAGGAUGAGGUGGAGGGUGCUGGAGACAAGAAGGAGAAGAGUGGGAAGAAGAGCAAGGGAUGGCAAGGUGCAGCUAAUGAAGGUAGCAGAGCUGAGCAGGGGAAGAACUGUGCUCAUAUUGGAACGGAGGACGGAGCGACGUCAGCAGCAAUUAGGGGAGAUGUAGUGACGAACAACGACCCAACAGCAACAGGAUCAGCUACUCCAGCUCCAGACCCAGACCACCAAUUCCUACGUCAGCUCAUGCAGUUCCAAGCAGGUCCAAGCGGUGUUCAGACUGCGAUUGUCAACCCCAUCCCCCCCUCUUCUUCUUCCACACAACACCUUCCACCUCAUCAUCAACAAGCAUACCCGCCUCACCACUCUUCUUUCCCGGGCUUUACACCCUACACCGCGCCUCAAUCCGGCUAUACCCCGGGCAGCACCAACGGCAUGCCCAUCGUUGCGGGACAGAAUGGUGCAGGAGCUGCCAAUUUCCUCGGCAAUAUGGAGAAUGGAGCUCAGCAAGCAGCAGGAGUGGUGUCUGGUGGUAAUGCAGCAAUGGAGGGCAGAGAAGCAGGAGGGGUAGUGGACAUCGAUUGGGAUUUUGGAAUGUUAGAUGGAUUCCUUGGUGAAUCGCUGUUCAGUGAUAUGAGUUUCAUUUCUUCUUCUGCUACUGCGCCUAACGCUACUGGGAACGGUUUCGAGGCUUAA